AGCAUGGACCUCACUGUGCUCUGCCUGCUUCUGCCCCUGCUGUCCGCGGCCUGGGGCCAGUACGGGGACUACGGGUACCCGUACCAGCAGUACCACGACUACAGCGACGACGGGUGGGUGAACCUGAACCGGCAGGGCUUCAGCUACCAGUGUCCCCACGGGCAGGUGGUGGUGGCCGUGAGGAGCAUCUUCAACAAGAAAGAGGGCUCGGACCGACAGUGGAACUACGCCUGCAUGCCCACGCCGCAGGGCCUCGGGGCGCCCACGGAGUGCUGGUGGGAGGAGAUCAACAGAGCCGGAAUGGAGUGGUACCAGACAUGCUCCAACAAUGGGCUGGUGGCCGGCUUCCAGAGCCGCUAUUUUGAGUCUGUGCUGGACCGGGAGUGGCAGUUUUACUGCUGUCGCUACAGCAAGAGAUGUCCCUACUCCUGCUGGCUGACCACAGAAUACCCAGGCCACUACGGGGAGGAAAUGGACAUGAUUUCCUACAAUUAUGACUAUUACAUGCGAGGCGCAACCACCACAUUCUCAGCCGUGGAAAGGGACCGCCAGUGGAAGUUCAUAAUGUGCCGCAUGACGGACUAUGACUGCGAGUUUGCAAGCGUGUAGGUCCGCUGCUCGCCGAGUGCGGGGGAGGCCAGGGAGCCGGGAG
Molecule: messenger RNA, 652 nt
Organism: Lontra canadensis (Northern American river otter)
Lineage: Eukaryota; Metazoa; Chordata; Mammalia; Carnivora; Mustelidae
Gene: DPT
Product: dermatopontin
Exons: 4
Coding region: 4-609 (201 amino acids)
Biological process (GO): collagen fibril organization
Cellular component (GO): extracellular matrix
Molecular function (GO): extracellular matrix structural constituent
Source: RefSeq, a predicted model, not a curated record